Triticum turgidum subsp. durum (durum wheat) is the source of this 1395-nucleotide messenger RNA. Lineage: Eukaryota; Viridiplantae; Streptophyta; Magnoliopsida; Poales; Poaceae. The record is from the annotation of a GenBank genome assembly.
AUGUUAAAUGUUGUACAGUCUUCCGGUUUCCAUGUCAUAGAUUUAUCGACCUGCCUUAUUAGAAUUUUGUUAAUUUCAGAUAUCAAUGAAUGCCUUCUACCGAGCAAAUGUAAAGGGAUCUGCCGUAAUAUGGAAGGAAGCUUUAGUUGUACUGAAUGUCCUCGCAAGACUGAGUAUGAUCCAAUUAAAAUGCUGUGUACUAAGAGGCAACAACCUCUGCUCUUAGCACUUCUCAUUCGUAGAUGGAAAAGAAAUGUUCAAAAGCAACUACGGAAGAACUAUUUCCGGAAGAACCAAGGUCUUCUACUAGAAACGUUGAUAAUAUCGGAUGAAACUGCAAAUGAGAAUACUAAUAUUUUCCCUUUAGAAGAGCUGGAGAAGGCAACAAACAACUUUGAUCCUACACGUAUCAUCAGACAUGGGGGCCACGGCAUGGUUUUCAAAGGCAUAUUGUCUGAUCGGCAUGUUGUUGCAAUAAAAAAGUCUAAGAUCAUUAGGCAGUGUGAGAUCAGUCAAUUCAUUAAUGAGGUCGCAGUCCUCUCACAGAUAAAUCACAGAAAUAUUGUGAAGCUCUUUGGAUGUUGCCUUGAAACCGAGGUUCCACUACUGGUGUAUGAUUAUGUAUCCAACGGCUCACUGUCUGGAGUUCUUCAUGCAGAUGCAAGUGAUGGUUUUUCUUUAUCCUGGGGCGAUUGCUUAAGGAUUGCAAUCGAAACAGCAGGAGCUCUAUCUUAUCUCCACUCUUCAGCUUCGAUAUCAAUCUUCCAUCAUGAUGUGAAGUCCUCAAAUAUACUCUUAGAUGUGAACUACACAGCCAAAGUUUCAGAUUUUGGCGCGUCCAGAUUGGUUCCGAUUGAUCAGACACACAUUGUCACGAAUGUGCAAGGUACAUUUGGGUACUUAGAUCCAGAGUAUUUCCAUUCCAGGCAGCUGAACGGGAAGAGCGACGUGUACAGUUUUGGUGUGGUACUAGUGGAGUUGCUUCUCAGAAUGAAGCCUGUAUUUACAAGUGAAUCAGGCACAGUCAAAAGUUUGUCAAACUAUUUCCUCCAGGAGUUCAAUGAGGGAAGAAUCACAGAUAUUUUUAAUUCUCAGGUCCUUGAGGAGGCAACUGAGGAAGAGAUCGACAGUGUCGCAUCUUUGGCAGACCGGUGCUUGAGGUUACAUGGCGAAGAAAGACCAACCAUGAAACAGGUGGAGACAGAACUACAGACUCUACGGACAAAACGGAUGAACUCAUCUCAGCCUGAUCUGAGAAAUGGAGAACAAAUGCAACCAAGGUCAUUAACUCGAAGGACUAGAUCUGCUCGUCAAUCGUUUGCACAGCAAGGAGGUAGCCAACGACGCUAUAGCAUGGAGGCAGAGUUCUUGUCAUCUGCUAGCCUACCACGUUAG